Molecule: messenger RNA, 1599 nt
Organism: Cladocopium goreaui
Lineage: Eukaryota; Dinophyceae; Suessiales; Symbiodiniaceae
Source: the annotation of a GenBank genome assembly
AUGGACAGCAAGUCAGAGAGCUGGCUACCAUCAGCCCAGGUGAACGUGACGCGAAUCGUACCCGUCAAUCCAGCUCCAAGUGAAGUGAAUCCUUUGCCUCCGGCGAAGAAUGUUACUGCGGAGGUGACGCCAAACUCAACCUGUUGGUGGUAUAACCAUUCUUCCAAGGAUGUGCAGAUUGCAACCGGUCCUCUUCACCAAGCAGUGGAAUCCCUUGUCCCUGCUCUUCUCAUUGGAGACGGAACAAUGCUUUGCAAUGCCAGCACCGGUGACGGUGGAGGUUUGCAGCCUUGGUCGGGCAUGGGGACUACACCAGGCACUCCAGCGUACAACACUUCCAAGAAUAUGAUUUCUGGUCUCGACCUGAUGGUUCCUACGAACAAGUCAGACCGGUCCAUGCUGCGUCUUCAAGGGAAAUCGCUCUGGGGGACCAUGGCGUCGGCUGGUGCAACAGUGAAGCAAGGCACUUUGACGCCAACAUUUGCCGUCGUGCCAAGCCUCUUAGAAGCUUCAGCAUUGCCAGAGGCAGUGAUCUUGGUCGGGUACGGCUUCCUUGGAAAAAUUUGGCUGUGUCGGUGGUCACCAGCCAACUCUGGGGUCGUGCCUGUUGCCUACAUGGGCCGGGUCGUCAACGACACUGCUUUGAGCUGCCCAGUGGCGCUGGAGAUCCAUGGAGAGACCAUUGUGUCUCUGACCAGGUGGGAGUUGCAGGCAACUGUGGAGUCUCCGCUCACAAUGACAGUUCCCAUGGUGGUUGAAAUCGUGCCCGAGCUUCCUGUGCUUUAUCACUCUGACUGGCCUCCUGCAGAGUCAGGUGAUUGCUUGGAGCAGAUCGACACUUAUCAAUUUCGUUUUGGCCCCUGCUUCGGACUACCAGUCACCUGUGCCAUGAGCAAAUGUCGACUGCUGCCUUUGAUGGGCUCUGACAACCAGAGCAUCUCUGAAGGACGCAGCAAAGCCUUGCGAGAUGACUUGCAGGAUGUUUCCUGGACAGCUGCAGAGGUUCUGAGCGAUACCUUGCAUGGAGACGUUCUUUGCGAUGUGGACAAUUCCAUUCGUCGAGCACCACAGUCAAUGUCUGGGAAUGCAACACGGCCAUAUUUGGUGGUCGCUAUCUGUGGGGACAGUCAAGGCCAACGGCCUCCUCCGCGAACGGCUUCCAAGCUCUUGUGGACAUCUCCCUGGGAACCCCAAGCUUCACAGGAGACCCCAGACACCGUAUCCAUAAGGAUGGCGUCCACGGAGGAGGUCAGAGCGCUGAAAGUUGUUCAGGACGGGGAGAUGCCAGAGGUUUGGUUGGAAGACCCAACAGUGGUGAAGGGUGGCAAUCACUACGGGAGCCUCACCUUCCACAUGACCGUUCGGGUGCAAAACGCAUCUACCAGUAGCAAUCAGGUUGGUGCUGCCUUGACCCCCCUGGUGCGCCAGCCCGCUGUCUGCCGCCUUACAAGUCUGAGACUUGGGCAGGAGAAACUUUGUAGAGGCAAGAAUGACCCACAAGGAACCAUGGAAAGAUCAGAAAGCUUGAUUUCCGUUGAUUUUGGACUGACAGACUCCCUACCAGGCAGCUGUUUACACGGUGUGAGCUACGUGUUCUAG